Synchiropus splendidus (mandarinfish) is the source of this 6108-nucleotide messenger RNA. RefSeq names its product Ets2 repressor factor (gene erf). Gene Ontology annotation, cellular component: nucleus. Gene Ontology annotation, biological process: regulation of transcription by RNA polymerase II; cell differentiation. The record is from RefSeq and is a predicted model, not a curated record. The transcript is spliced from 5 exons. Lineage: Eukaryota; Metazoa; Chordata; Actinopteri; Syngnathiformes; Callionymidae. Bases 538 to 2355 code for a protein of 605 amino acids. Gene Ontology annotation, molecular function: DNA-binding transcription factor activity, RNA polymerase II-specific; sequence-specific DNA binding.
GGCAGGACGAGAGCGAAACACGACACCCCGCCGGAGGAAGGGGGGCUGAGAGAGAACUGUGCGAGCGAGCGAGUGGAAAAAGAAAAGUCCGACUCGGAUAAAGAAGCGGCCAGUGAAGGAGGAGAGUUGGCUUCUCUACUUUUGUUCCACCGUUUCCACCGCCAGCGAGCACAAGGAUGUCGGGGACCAGUCCACCCAGCGACGGCGCUUCAACUGCCGGGAGAGCAGUGUAGACUCCCCGCAUUCCGCUGCUCCGCCGCGCGACGACGGCGGCGCGACUCUUCAAAGUUUGGGCUGUUGACUUUUCUACUCUCGGGGAGCUUUUUGUCCUGCGAUUCCUCCUGGAAAGUGGACUUUAAUCGAGUUUAGAAGAAGCGGGUCAAGUUUUCAAGAGCAGCCGGGACACUUUCGGAGAACAACGGCAGCGGCUGAGGAGCGGGCGACGCGGCUAAAGCUCGCCUGCUAACUCAACUUGAAGUUACGAGUCCACCCGGAAAAGAGACGGAAGAAACGGCGUUGGAGAAAACCGCAGCGAAAAUGAAAACCCCGACAGAUUCGGGGUUCGCCUUCCCGGAGUGGGCCUACAAACCAGAGUCCAGCCCCGGUUCCCGGCAGAUCCAGCUCUGGCACUUCAUCCUGGAGCUGUUGAGAAAAGAGGAGUACCAUGAUGUCAUCGCCUGGCAGGGAGACUAUGGAGAGUUUGUCAUCAAGGACCCAGACGAGGUGGCUCGACUGUGGGGGGCCCGCAAGUGCAAACCUCAGAUGAACUACGACAAACUCAGCCGUGCACUGAGAUACUACUACAACAAGAGGAUCCUCCACAAGACCAAAGGAAAAAGAUUCACGUACAAGUUCAACUUCAACAAGCUGGUGCUGGUCAACUAUCCGUUCAUCGACAUGGGCUCAGGUCGUGGGGUCCCCCAGAGCGCCCCCCCGGUGCCCACAGGAGGCACCCACUUCCGCUUCCCGCCCUCCACGCCCUCAGACGUCCUGUCGUCCAGCGAGGAGCUGCGCAGCCCGGGCAUGUUCAGCAGCGUGACCCGCCGAAUGGCCCGCGGAUCCGUGAGCGACUGCAGCGACGGCACCUCCACCAAUUCCGAGCUGGAGGAGGCGGUGGGGGCCGAGGACCGGGGGCUGGGCUCUGACCGAGCCUUCAGGGGGCUGCUGCCGCCACGCAUGCCUCACGAUUCCCUCUUCAGGGUCUUCGGCGGAGCCCCCAACCCCGCGGGGCUUCCCAGACCGGGACAUCGGGUCCACCCCGAGUCGCUGUCUCCUUUCCCGGUCUCCCCGCUUCCUGGCCCGGGGGGUCUGCUGGCUCCUGCUCUGUCUCCAGCGCUGACCAUGACCCCGACCCCACACCUUCCGUACACACCGUCCCCCUCUUUGUCCUCCCCCAUGAUGGGCUCCCACUUCUCCUUCAACCCGGAGGACAUGAAGCACUACCUGCAGGCCCAUAAGCAGUCGGUCUACAACUACCACCUGAGCCCGCGGGCCUUCCUGCACUACCCCAACAUCAUCAUCCCGCAGCCGCACCGCCCCACGCCCGAGAAGCCUGCCGCCCAUCACCUGCAUGCCCCGCCUCUGUCACUCCCUCACUCGCUGGGCCCGCAGGCGGGGCCGGGCGAGGAGCUUCACCCGUCGCCGUUCAAGUUCAAGCUGCAGCCGCCGCCUCUCGGCCGCAAGCAGAGAGAUGGAGGAAGCUCGGCGGCCGCCGCAUCCUCUUCUGGCCAGGCGGCCAUGUUCGCAGCAUCCAAUCCAGCUGCGGUGCCCCCGAAAAUCAAGGUGGAGCCGAUAUCAGACAUCGAGUCAGAGGAGGAGGUGGAGGUCACCGACAUCAGCGAGGAGGAAGACCUCAGUCACAUGGAGGAUGAUGAAGAAGGCGACAUCUUCACCCCCCUGGCUCCGCCUCCUCAUCAUCACCAGCAGCUCCGCACUCAUUACCAGGUGAACGGGACCAGCCCCCCCGCCCCUCCCACUGACGAAGACCCCGACGACGACGUGUUCAAGACCCCGGCCACCCCGCCGGUGGGCGCCGGCACGGCCUUCCCACUGCUCAGCCUGAAGAGCGAGCCGGGACAGCAGGGUCCCGCCGGUCCGGUCAGUCCAGGAGGAACCCGCUGUAUCCCGCUGAAGCUCCGCUUCAAACGCCGCUGGAGCGAGGACCAGAAGAUGGAGGCGGACGGGGAACGUGACGGUGAAGCCGAGGACAAGAAGGUCCGCGCUGAGGAGGAGGAGGAGGACGAGGGGAGGAAGGAGCGGAUGGUGAUGGCGCUGCCUCCGCCAACCCAGCGCAGAGCCAGUGCCGAGCUGCAGAGGGCGACUGCACAGCUUUCCCUGGAGACCAGCGGCUGCUGAGACUGGUGCGCGGUGGUGACGUAGAUCAUGGUGCCGGCUUAUUUUGAACAGAACCCAGCCGCUCCAUCAUUCCUGAAAUCUCAAGCAACUUGUGAGAGGAACGAAAGUGACCAGGACAUUUCUGUACAUUUUUAAUCUGCUUGUUUCUUGGCUUUCACUCGAAGACUUGCGAGUUAGCCGAAGUGCUAAUGGAAUCUGGCGGCGUCUCGUCCCUUGAGCUCGCUGGCGCUAUGAUCUGCGUCACGUUGGUGUGCUGACGGAAGAGGAGUCACCGGAUCAAACCUUUUAGACUGAAUGUCACAAACUCAACACUAAAGUGCCGCCGUCCGUCCGCGGCGUCACGUGGACCGCGUCACCGUCGGGAACAGGAAGUUGGUUUCUAAACAUAUUUCUGAAGGCUGAUAGAGAUUACUGAAGUGCCUCGCUGUCUGGACACUUGUUUACAAGAUGGAGGCGACCUUCAUCGGACCAAAGCGUCCACGAAACGCCGGACUGAAGAACUUGCAGUCUCUCUCGGCAGCGACGGCUGUCAAAGUAAAAGCUCGGUUUUCUUGUUUACUCCCAAAAAAGCACGAGGUCCGUCAGAGCUGCGCGACGUCAGGAGGAUGUGAGUCACUGUGAUGGUAGGCAGAGUUUAGUCCGCUCAAGAGAGAUGCGACAACAUCUGCCAUUUUGAAUCUCACCUGCUCCUGUCAUGGUUUUAACAGCACAAACCUGGAGUCUGCCACGGCGAGCUUUACAUGUAACCGCUGAAUUAGCUUUAUAUCCCAGCGCAGUCUUUCACUUCCUGACGUGGCGCCGCUCUGACAGGGAAGUUACGCGUCGCACAGACGCAACAUCCGCUCGUCUCCUGAACCACGACGCACAAUCUCGGAGAGGUUUUGUGGGCAUUCACCGCCUCCCCUCCCCUCCCUCCUUCACUCUCUCCUGCAUUCCUGCUUUUAUGAAAGUUCUGUGUCCAUGCCUCAGAAGAGCGGUUCCGGGGCAUCUGGUGGGAGCCGCGUCUACGUACUGAAUGUGAACUCAGGCAGAAACCCUCAGUGAAAAAGUGUAUUUUUUUGUCAAGUAUUUUAACACGAUGAGACGCCAGUGUUUCUCAAUCAUCACCGUGCCUUCGUCCAAAGUUUAACCCCCGCGCAAAGACAUGCCUUCUGCUUUUGUAAGAGAAUGAGUCUACACAAAUCUAUUUUAUUCAAGUAUAUAUUGAAUUCAAAUCUUAUAUUUCAGACAUUUGAUACAAAAAUCGUUGGGGGGGAAAGUCCUGCUAUUUUUAGAUGUUUGUACAUAACCUGUCAGUACCUGUUGGCCUUCUCACCUUCGCGACCUUGCUGUGGGUCUGGGAGGGAAGCGAAGCAGGUCUGGGCUCGGACAGAGAGUCACGUGACGGGUGGUGAGUCGAGGGAAGUUUGGAAGCUUCCAAGUCGAUGUUUCUCUGCGAAGCGUGGGGAGUUUUUCUCGCUCGGGCAACUUCAGACAAAGUCAUGUGGUCAAGUUAUCUCACGAUCUGCAACUGCUUUUUGAGUUAUUUUUUUGUAUUUUUACCACGAACCGGCCAUCGUUUUGAACCCUGCUAUAUGAGAAGCACCUGAGCGAGGCCGAACCCAGAUCUGCUCAGAAGCGGGUUGCAGGUUUUUUUUUCCUCUGUGUGCCCACACACUUUGCUGUAGCAAGGAACCAUGACUUCACUUGUGACGUCACUCGCCCACGCACUCUCCCGGGGGCCACAUGGAACAACCGUAGAAACUACACGCAGACAGGAAAUGACAUCACGCUCGCUCGGAGAGUCUGGGACUUCCCGAGCGCACUUUUUUUUUCACGUCUAAUAUUUCACACAUGUAGCAUCAUAGCUCCUCCCCCGCCCUUCACCUCCGUCGGGUCGAUGUAUUCCAUGUCCUCCUUGUAUACCUUUUUUUUGUAAUUCUCUUAUUACUGUUGCUACCAGCUGACUCGCCUCUUCAGGUCAUCUUUUGCACUCGUCUUUUCUUCCUUUUUUUUGUACCAAGAACAACCGGAAGUUUGUUUCCUCUGCGGUCAGGGGAACAGCCUUUUUGUUUUUCCAUGUCCUGUACAUAUAUAACCCCCCCUCCCCCCACCCCACCUUUUUUUAUUUCGCAUCCUGUCAGAAGAGAAGAGUAAUGUUUUUAUAUCAUUUGACCUGUCUGUCUUCUCUUGGCUUCUUCGCCUGUCUCACCGCUGUUAAUCAAACGAGACGGUUAUUUUGUGUAUUCAGUUUCCGUUUUUACUUGUUCAUCUUCAUUUGUAAUUAAACAAUAAUCAGGGUUCAUUAAAUAAAAGGUCAAAAUUGGCUCGGGUCGCUGUCCUUUCUGUUGAAUUGGAAGCCCUGGACGUGUGAGAGAUCGUGUCGGAGAUGGAAUUGAAGACUUUUUGUCGGUUCUCCUCAGUGGAUGUCGGAGCACAUCCUCCUCCUCCACCUGUCUCCAGCGCCUUCUAGUGACCCUGUCACGUCCUCCUUCCUCCUGAACCUCUUCGGUUCUCUUCCUCAUCAUCAUGUCCACCGCGCUUGGUCCAACACUGUCUCUCCUCUCCCCAACCAUCUGAAACGUAGACUCCGAUCAAGUCCAAGAGUCACGUCUCUGACUUUCUUUGACUCCGGAGUCUCUAAACUGGAGAGUAUCAACCUGUUCAGUUCGCUGGUGACCUCCAGGUCAGGUCACCUGUCCGCCACAGGUCCACAUGUUGACAGGCAACCACGCACACGCCCACAUCAAUUGGCCUGCCGUGUAUUUGGACUGUGGGAAGAAGCCCACGCGAGGCGUCGUUUUUAAUGCGCCUCCGCUGCAUCAACUGCUCGGCAUCUGGCUCCCUCUAGCGGGCGUCAGUGGCAUCAUCGUUGUUUACGUUCGACACCAGAUACAUACGUGCGAGUGUGCGUUGAUCAGCCGUCGCUUGGUUGGUUUGGAAAGUUCUGGAAAUAUGAGUGGAUGUUUGACCUUAAACUAUCCACUGCAUUAGCACCUGAAAAUGGUGUUUUCUCCGCCGCAACUUCACUCUUUAAUAUUUGCACCUACACCUCCUAAUCCCAUAAAUUAUCGUCAUGUACCACCAGUGUCUGUGUUGGUACAUGUCAAGUCGUUUCAGUGCCGCUGUCCAGGCAGCGAGCGACUGAAGUUUCUCCACUGAGGGAUGAGGCAAAUCUAAACCAAGAACUGUCUAGUUUUUGUAGUUAAAAUGACAGUGGUGGCUGAGCAUCAAGCACAAAGAAGAAGUGACACACAAUUAGCACACAAUGAGAAGCGAGGGAAAGUGAUUGACAGACGCUCGGGCUCCAGCUGAGACUGAGGUCAGAGGUCACGACCCCCCUUCUUACACCCGUCACGGGGACACCCCGACCUCUGUCCAACUCCAAAUGUCACAGAUCAAGACUGACAGGUUGGAAAUCACUUUGUGUUUCGGCGUGUCCAAAAAUACUAAACACAUGACGCCAUUAACAGCCGAGUCACUGGUGCGUAUCCCCGCGUAUUCGUACGCUUCUCUGCUUAUCAAGUAAGAGCUUUAUUACAACGACAAUGUUUAAAAUAAAUACAGUUUCACACGUGAAAUUGAGCUGUUUCAUGUGGACAAUACUGCGGUACUUACGGCUUUGUGUAUUUCUAUUCUUGUUUGUUUUUUUUUUUGGCUGAUGGUGUUUGCUUUUCAAAUGCUCGGAUUGACUAUUAAACGUUAUAACGUGUUCUAAGGCGUUUAUCUCGCCUUAAAUGAGCGAUAACAUGGCGCCAUCUGCUGGGCGUUUAA